GACGCUCUUCUGUUUCCAAGCGCAACCCAGAAGCACAACAAGGCUGUUCUCGCUAACGUUCAUUGCAAAUCUUCUAGUCAUCCACAGCAUUCCCAGUCUGUUUUCAUUACGGUGCCUUAUUCAAAGGCAUAGUCGGCAUAUUCGAACCAUAUGUUAACGGUCUAUCUUUAAUUCUCGUUAGUUUUUUCUUCUUGUCACGUUUAAACUCUUUUCUGCAUCACUCUGCUGUUAUGGCUGAUUUUGGGUUUAAUGAGCAUCAUCAGAAUGAGGUGAUAAACUACAUGCGCUUUGCCCGUUCUAAACGGGCACUGAGAUUAAAGACAGUCGACUCCUGCUUCCAAGACCUGAAGGACAGUAGGCUCAUGGAAGAGACGUAUACGGUGGACGAGGUAUCUGACAUGCUGAACGGGCUGCAGGUGCUGGUGCGUGGAGAAGUGGAGAUGGAACUCAUAAACACGGCUCACACUAAUGUGCUGCUGCUGCGACAACUCUUUUCCCAGGCAGAGAAAUUCUACCUAAGACUGCAAACAGACAUUUCUGAGCUGGAGAACAGAGAGUUACUGGAGCAAGUAGCUGAAUUUGAGAAGACUGAUUUUAAAGCCAACAUCAAGGUAAAUCAGGAGUCUAGUAAGCCAAAACUAGCACCACUGAAUGAAGGAGGUGUGUCUGAACUACUUCAGAAGGAGAUUUCCAGACUACAAGAGGACAAUGACAAAUUGAAAGCUAGACUUAGAACUUUGGAAUCUCAGGCUUUGAGCGCUCUGGAUGAGAAGUCCAAAGCAGAGAGAGCCUUAAAAAACCUUCAGAAGAGCCAAGGAGAUCAACAGUCUGCAAUAUAUGCUCAGGAGAUCGCAAAUCUGGAAGGCACAGUUGCAGCGAUGCAGGCUGACUUUGAAAAGACCCUGAAUGCCAAUGCAGCUUCUCAGAAAGACCUGCAGGACAGCCUGGUAUCUGCUAAACAUGACCUGCUCCGCAUCCAGGAGCAGCUUUCCCUUGCUGAAAAGGAACUGGAGAAAAAAUUUCAGCAGACGGCUGCUUACCGCAACAUGAAGGACAUUCUCACUAAAAAGAAUGAACAGAUUAAAGAUCUGAGAAAAAGAUUACAAAGGUAUGAAUCAGAUGAGUGAACAUUUAACCCACAAGGACACACAUGAAGAGGUCAACAGAGAUUAUCACUACUGCAUCUGAUGUAUCUGCUACACCUUGUUGUACGGUUUAGUGGUGUACAGUGGAUUAGAAAUAUUAUUUGGACAAGACACUACAAUUGUUUAGUUAUUCAUCACCUCUCUGUAUUCUUUAGUGUUUACAGCUAGUUACCUGAGAUGAGGUUUUGUAAGUACCCUCAUGUUUUUUGUGGGUUCACUUUGCUUAAGAAGAAAUGUAUUUCCCAAGGCUUUCCUCUCUUCUUUCCUGGAAAAAUACAGCUCACCACUGUUGUCAGAUUCUUGUUUCCUGGUACAGCAUUCAUUGUUUCAAAAAACGACAUCUUAAUUCUAAUAAUAAUUCAUUCUUUCUGUUUAUAUUUGUAUGCAUACAUUAAUCUUAUUAAUCCACUAUGUUGUGUGUAUAUAAUUUUAUAAUUAAGAACAGCCCUAUGUAUAUUUAAAAAAAUCUUUGUAGUGAAAAUCAAGUCAAAUCACCUUUAUUUAUAUAAUCCUUUAUACAAUCCAGAUUGGUUCAAAGCAGCUUUACAGUGUUAAAGAUGAAAAUAGUGUGCUGAUAAUGUAGGAGAACAAUAGUAAACAAUCAGUUUUUCAGUCAGUUCAUUAUUGAUUUAGUGCAAUCAAGCCAACAAUAUUGCCACAAAUAAAGUGUCCCCAACUAAGCAAGCCAAAUGCAACCAAAACUCCAUCAGUGACAGAAAUUGAGAAAAAAAAAAAAAAAAAAAAAAAAAAACCUUGGGAAAAAAACAGGCUUAGUCAAGGGGACAAUUCUCCUCUGGCCAGACGAAACCAGCAACAUAUGGUUUAAUUCCAGGCUGCAACGCAAAUCAGAUUGAGCAGAUGACUUCUCGUGGUUUUGUGCCGAUGGCCAUCUAGUUAACGAGAUCUUUGCAGACAGAUCUCUGUUUGAAGGAAUAGUUCACCCAGAAAUGAAAAUGUAGGGAAAAUUUUGCAUUACAUCACUUGCUCAGCAAUUGUCACUUUGCAGUGAGUGGGUGUCAUCAAAAAAGAUGAUCAAUUAACGAAUUGUGGAGUGAAAAGCCUGUUUUUAAGAAACAAAAAUAUACACUUGAUCUGUCUAUAUUUCUCUCAUGAUUCAGAUGAGACAACUUUUUCACCAGGGAAAUGAAUAUUAUGGACAGUGGACUCUUACAAGAAUAAUGAUGGAAUUGUUUCUUACAAAUACACAGCUUCAUAAGAUGUUAACUGAUGAACUGGAGUCCUGUGGAUUACUUGUGGAUUGUUGCAAUGCUUUUAUUACCUGUUAGGACUCUCAUUCUGACCCAGUGCAUUUACUGCAGAUGAUCCAUUGGUCAGUAAGCGAAGCUAAAUGUUUCCAGAUCUGUUCUGAUGAUCGAACAAACAGGUCUUGGAUUGCCUGAGGUGUGAGUAAAUAUAUUCAGCAAAUGUCCAUUUUUGGGUAAACUAUUCCUUUAAUGUUAAUUAUUUUAUUUGAUUUUCCUGAUUUUUAAUUAUUUUAUUUAAUUUUCCUGAUACAGAAUGACUACUUGUGUUACAGAUAUGUUUAUUGCUGUUUUAACUGACGCUACCUGUGAGUGGAGUCUGUUAUCGUGCAAAUGUAAUAUUCUAGUAAUGUAAUAUUAGUCUGAAAUGCAGUCAUUCACAUCAGCUCAUAAAGUCUGCUUUUUACAGCAUUUGUGGUCUUAAUUAUCAUUAUUUUUCAUUAUAGCUGCCUAAUGUCUUAGCAUUAUAUAGUUGCCAUUAUUUGC
Labeo rohita (rohu) is the source of this 2893-nucleotide messenger RNA. RefSeq names its product leucine zipper transcription factor-like 1 (gene lztfl1). The coding region runs from base 231 to 1127 and encodes 298 amino acids. Gene Ontology annotation, biological process: negative regulation of protein localization to cilium. NCBI's taxonomy places the organism in Eukaryota, Metazoa, Chordata, Actinopteri, Cypriniformes, Cyprinidae. The record is from RefSeq and is a predicted model, not a curated record. The transcript has 10 exons. Gene Ontology annotation, cellular component: cytoplasm.